Molecule: messenger RNA, 2076 nt
Organism: Indicator indicator
Lineage: Eukaryota; Metazoa; Chordata; Aves; Piciformes; Indicatoridae
Gene: MMP9
Product: matrix metallopeptidase 9
Exons: 13
Coding region: 1-2076 (691 amino acids)
Biological process (GO): proteolysis; collagen catabolic process; extracellular matrix organization
Cellular component (GO): extracellular matrix
Molecular function (GO): zinc ion binding; metalloendopeptidase activity
Source: RefSeq, a predicted model, not a curated record
AUGGCCCUCAUCCUACUGGCCUCGCUCACCGUGGGGCUGCUGGCCCUCUCCUGCUGCGCGGCCCCGCUGCAGAGCAAGCCGCAGGCAGUUGUCACCUUCCCGGGGGAGCUGGUCAGCAGCUUGUCAGAUAUGGAACUGGCAGAGAGUUACCUGCUGCGGUUUGGCUACACCACGGGGGCAGAGGUGCGGACGGGCAGCAAGCAUGUGUCCCUGGGCAAGGCACUACGCAGGAUGCAGAAGCAGCUGGGCCUGAAGGAGACAGGAGAGUUGGAUACUGGCACAUUGGAGGCCAUGAGAGCCCCCCGCUGUGGUGUCCCUGACGUGGGAACCUUCCUCACCUUUGAGGGUGACCUCAAGUGGGACCACAUGGACCUGACGUACCGGGUGAUGAACUACUCCCCUGACCUGGACCGUGCCGUCAUUGACGACGCCUUCCAGAGGGCCUUCAAAGUGUGGAGUGAUGUCACCCCCCUCACCUUCACCCAGAUCUACAGUGGCGAGGCAGACAUCAUGAUCAUGUUUGGCAGCCAAGAGCAUGGGGAUGGGUACCCCUUCGAUGGCAAGGACGGGCUCCUGGCACACGCCUUUCCCCCUGGCCGGGGCAUCCAGGGUGAUGCCCACUUUGAUGACGAUGAGCUCUGGACACUGGGAACUGGCAUAGUGGUGAAGACCCGCCAUGGGAAUGCCAACGGGGCCAACUGCCACUUCCCCUUCGUCUUCGAGGGCCGCUCGUACUCCCGGUGCAUCACGGAGGGGCGCACGGACGGGCUGCCCUGGUGUGCUACCACCGGCAGCUACGACCGGGACAAAAAAUAUGGCUUCUGCCCCAGCGAACUCCUCUACACCACCGGUGGCAACAGUGAUGGGUCUCCCUGUGUCUUCCCCUUCAUCUUUGAUGGCACCUCCUAUGAUGCCUGCACCACGGACGGGCGCUCCGAUGGCUACCGCUGGUGUGCCACCACUGCCAACUUUGACCAGGACAAGAAAUAUGGCUUCUGCCCCAACAGAGACACGGCGGUGGUUGGUGGCAACUCCCAGGGAGACCCCUGUGUCUUCCCCUUCACCUUCCUGGGGCAGUCCUACAGCACCUGCACCAGCCAGGGCCGGCAGGAUGGCAAGCUCUGGUGUGCCACCACCAGCAGCUACGACACUGACAAGAAGUGGGGCUUCUGCCCAGACAGAGGUUACAGCAUCUUCCUGGUGGCUGCCCACGAGUUUGGGCACUCACUGGGGCUGGACCACUCCAGUGUGCGUGAGGCCCUGAUGUACCCCAUGUACAGCUACAUCCAGGACUUCCAGCUGCACCCGGAUGAUGUCCAGGGCAUUCAGUACCUCUAUGGUCGUGGCUCUGGGCCUGAGCCUACUGCCCCUGCACCUGUGCCCACUGAGAAGCCCCAGCCCAUGCCCACAGAGGCUGGCAGCACCUCUACCACUGAGGAGGAGGAGGAAGAGGAGACGUCAGAGCCCACAGGUGAGCCCAUUCCAGUGGACCCCAGCCAGGAUGCCUGUGUGGAGAAGAACUUUGAUGCCAUCACAGAGAUCAACGGGGAGCUGCAUUUCUUCAAGGAUGGGAAAUACUGGACCCACUCAUCCUUCUGGAAGACAGGCAUCCAGGGUGCCUUCUCCAUGGCAGACACCUGGCCUGGCCUCCCACCUGUCAUCGAUGCUGCGUUCCAGGACCUGCUCACCAAGAGGGUCUUCUUCUUUGCCGGUCGGCAGUUCUGGGUGUUCUCUGGCAAGACUAUGCUGGGCCCCCGGGGCAUCGAGAAGCUGGGCAUUGGGAAAGGUGCAGGUCGCAUCUCGGGGGCCCUGCAGCGGGGCCGUGGCAAAGUGCUGCUCUUUAGUGGGGAGAACUACUGGAGGCUGGAUGUGAAGGUCCAGAGGGUGGACAGGGGCUAUCCCCGUGCCACCGAUGACAUCUUCACUGGUGUCCCCCUUGAUGCUCACAAUGUCUUCCUCUACCAAGACAAGUACCACUUCUGCCGGGGCAGCUUCUACUGGAGGAUGACGCCACGCUACCAGGUGGAUCGGGUGGGCUACGUCAAGUAUGACAUUCUGCAGUGCCCCGAGCACUGA